AUGAAUGUAAAUGGGAAACUUACCUUAGGGAAAAAUAUCGCUGACAACGGUGGCAUCAAACAAUCAUUUCGGGCAUAUAAAAAGUAUAUCGAGCAAAUCGGUCAUUCUGCCCAUAAACUGCCCGGCAUGUCAAAGUUCACCGACGAACAAAUAUUUUUCCUUUCGUUUGCACAGGUUUGGUGUGGCCAUCAGACGAAAGAAGCCCAAAUCAAGCAAGUGCUUACUAAUGAACACAGCCCAGCCAAGUAUCGUGUCAAUGGCCCACUCUCGAAUUUACCUGAAUUUAGCCAAGCUUUCAAUUGUUCAUUUGGAAGUUUAUUAAAUCCUCAGAAGCGUUGUUCUGUUUGGUGA
This is a messenger RNA of Brugia pahangi, 351 nucleotides long. The record is from the annotation of a GenBank genome assembly. NCBI's taxonomy places the organism in Eukaryota, Metazoa, Nematoda, Chromadorea, Rhabditida, Onchocercidae.